Apiotrichum porosum is the source of this 1599-nucleotide messenger RNA. It is a transcript of the gene ZWF1, whose product is annotated as Glucose-6-phosphate 1-dehydrogenase. Gene Ontology annotation, biological process: glucose metabolic process; pentose-phosphate shunt, oxidative branch. The coding region runs from base 1 to 1599 and encodes 532 amino acids. Gene Ontology annotation, cellular component: cytosol. Gene Ontology annotation, molecular function: NADP binding; glucose-6-phosphate dehydrogenase activity. The record is from RefSeq and is a predicted model, not a curated record. NCBI's taxonomy places the organism in Eukaryota, Fungi, Basidiomycota, Tremellomycetes, Trichosporonales, Trichosporonaceae. The transcript is spliced from 3 exons.
AUGUUCUUCGCCCAUCCGCGUCACGGCCAGCUGACAGCCCAAGAUACAGCUACCAUGUCGCGUUCCAAGCGUGGAUCUAUCCCCUCGAUGGAGGCCCUGGGUGAGGCCUUUGUUGGCGAGACUGUCAUGACCGUUCUCGGUGCUAGCGGUGACCUCGCCAAGAAGAAGACCCUCCCCGCCCUCUUCACUCUCUACCGCCAGGGCCACCUCCCGGAUGACAUCCACAUUGUCGGCUAUGCUCGUACCAAGAUGACCGACGAGGAGUUUAAGCAGCGUGCUAUUCAGUACAUCAAGGCUCCCAAGGGCUUCAGCGAGGACGAGUUUAAGAAGGAGAUUGAGAAGUUCCAGAGCAUCCUCUCGUAUGUCCACGGCCCUUACGACGAGGACUCUGGCUACCAGGCCCUCGAGAAGCGCUUGGUCGAGAUUGAGACCAAGCGCCCCGGUGGCACCAGGCGCAACCGCUUGUUCUACAUGGCCCUCCCCCCUUCCGUCUUCACGGUUGUGGCCGCCGGUCUCCGUAAGAACAACUACUCGACCGAGGGCGGUAACCGCAUCAUUGUCGAGAAGCCGUUCGGCAAGGACCUCGAGUCGUGCCGUGAGAUGAUGUCGGCCCUCAAGGCCGAGUGGGCCGAGAACGAGACCUACCGUAUCGACCACUACCUCGGCAAGGAGAUGGUCAAGAACCUCCUCGUUCUCCGUUUCGGCAACGUCGUUCUCGACCAGACUCUGAACAAGAACUCGGUCUCGAACGUUCAGAUCACCUUCAAGGAGCCCUUUGGCACUGAGGGCCGUGGCGGUUACUUUGACGAGUUUGGAAUCAUCCGCGACGUCUGCCAGAACCACCUUCUCCAGACCCUGUCGGUUCUCUGCAUGGAGCGUCCCGUCUCGUUCGCUGCCGAGGACAUCCGUGACGAGAAGGUCAAGGUUCUCCGCUGCAUUCCCCCCAUUAAGAAGGAGGACGUCCUUCUUGGCCAGUACGUUGCCGCCAACGGCCACCCCGGCUACCUCGACGACGACACUGUGCCCAAGGGCUCGAACUGCCCCACCUUCGCUGCUCUCACCCUCUUCAUCAACAACCCCCGCUGGGAGGGCGUGCCUUUCAUCAUGAAGGCCGGCAAGGCCGUCAACGAGGGCAAGGUCGAGAUCCGUGUGCAGUUCAAGGAUGUCACCUCGGGUAUCUUCACCGACAUUGCUCGUGACGAGCUUGUCCUCCGCAUCCAGCCCGACGAGGCCGUCUACAUGAAGCUCAACAACAAGCUUCCCGGUCUCGUCACCAAGGCCGUCCCCACCGAGCUCGACAUGACCUACAAGAACCGCUUCUCGGACGUCGAGAUCCCCCAGGCGUACGAGGCCCUCAUCCUCGACGCCUUCAAGGGCGACGCUUCCAACUUUGUUCGUGACGACGAGCUCGACGUUGCCUGGAAGAUCUUCACCCCGAUCCUCCACUGGAUCGACAACGACAAGCCCAAGCCCGAGCCCUACCCGUACGGUGCGCGCGGCCCUGCCGACUCGGCGGCCUUCUCGGAGCGCUACGGCUACAAGCGCGACGACGCUGGCACUUACCAGUGGCCCGUGACCAACGUUGCGGCCAACCUUUAA